UUGUAGCAAACAUUGAUUUCUGCUUGGUUGAAACCCUGUUCGCUUUUUUAAAAUUUUUAUACCUUACUGAAUAUAUUCUUUUUUCUUUAUUUGUUUUGGCAUGAAAAUGUACAAGAGACGCAGAAAUUAACAAGCGUCACUCCAGUGAGACUCUAAAAGGCAGGAGCGACCCCACCGGAUAAAACCUCUUUAAAUAUAUACUUCCAUAAGUGUAUACAUGCUUCUGAAAAUCAGGCUCUGGUCCUACACGUAUGGAGUUGUUAAUCUUUGCUGUUUUUAAUAUCCGGGUUUUCCAUGGGCUUUACUUGCAUACAUGGAAAAAUGGAUCGACAUCAUGUGGCAGUGGAGUUGUCUACAUAUUGCUUUGAGUUUUUCCUAUGAUUUAGACUGCGUGUAACAGGAGAUGUGGGUUCAGGUUGUGGAUUAAUAAUAUAAAUGAAUGAAAACACAAGUAAACUGUCAUACUGUUGCCAAUUUCUCUAUAUAAUGAAACACACUCAUUAAUCGAAGAACAUUUACAUAUAAUAAAAAUAAAAAGACAAUGAAAAGGAAACCACCAACAUAGGCCUGAACAGUUUCAUACAGGAAAGGAUAUUGGUUAAGAAAAAUGUCUGAAAAAGGAAAAUACAAUGAAGUGAACUAAACACAAGCUCAAAAACUCUGCAGAGCUAAUCACUAAAAGAGAGUCUGUAACAAACAGAAAGGCAGGAUACCAAAGGAAACCAAGGCCAACAAAAAGAUUCAUUAAAAGCAGGAAAGAGGUGCAUAAACAUGUGUACAGCAAGAGACGAUCAUAAAGAAGACUGAAAGAAACCAAAAAGCAAAGAAAGGAUAAAUACAGUAUAAUAAGAGGAAGGUGAAAAGAAAGGGCGAAAGGAGAAAGUUUCAUGCAUGUCCAACGGCGGCAGGUUUGAAUUUGAUGAUGGCGGGUGCUAUGUGGGAGACUGGGAGGAAGGCAAGGCUCAUGGCUAUGGGAUUUGCACUGGCCCUGGAAUGCAGGGAGAGUACAGUGGCUGCUGGAGUCAUGGCUUCGAGUCACUGGGAGUCUAUACCUGGCCUAGUGGCAACACAUACCAAGGCUACUGGAGUCAGGGAAAGCGACAUGGGUUAGGAUUAGAAAAAAGAACUAAAUGGACGUACAGGGGUGAAUGGACACAUGGGCUGAAGGGACGGUAUGGAGUCCGGGAGAGUCUCUCUGGAGCCAAAUAUGAGGGAAUCUGGAACAAUGGUCAACAAGAUGGCUAUGGAACUGAAACUUACUCUGAUGGAGGUACUUACAGAGGCCAGUGGGAGGCAGGAAAGAGACAUGGUUAUGGGGUGAGACAAAGUGUUCCAUACAAACAGGCAGCUCUGAUUCGGUCUCCACGGCGCACAUCACUUAACUCACUGAGAAGUGACCAGGGUAACAAUAAUGGGACAGCCAAUGUAGAGAUUACAGCAGCUGCUGGGAGCCCUGCUGCUGGUUCCAGAGGUGGAUUUGUCCUUACGGUCCAUGUAGACUCUGACUCUAAGAACAAACGGAAGAGUUUCUUUCGGCGUACUUCUCUGCUUAGUGGGUUGAAGCUGCGCAGAACUGAGUCUAAGAGCUCACUCGCCAGUCAGCGCAGCAAGCGGAGCUCCUUAAAAAGUGAGGCAGGGGUGAGUACUGUGAGUUCCACAGCCAGUGACAUUAACUCCACAGUCAGUUUUGCAGACACUGAGCCAGACCUCUCUGCAGCCCGAGAAGUGAUUGAGGAUACAGCAACAGAAAUUUACUCAGGAGAAUGGAAGUAUGACAAACGCAGCGGCUAUGGUGUCAGCCAGCGCUCCAAUGGGCUAAAAUAUGAGGGGGAGUGGCUGAACAACAAACGUCAUGGCUAUGGGCGCACAACAUUUCCAGAUGGCAGAAAGGAAGAAGGCAAAUACAAGCUGAAUGUAAUGGUUAGUGGAAAAGUAAAAAACCUAAUCCCUUUACGUCGCAGCAAAAUCAAAGAAAAGGUGGAUCAGGCAGUGGAAGCAGCACAGAGGGCUGUAGUGAUCGCACGUCAGAAGGAGGAAACCACUAUAUCCAGGACAGCACAUGCAAAAAUGAAAGCAGAGGCUGCCAUUGCUGCUGCAGAGAAAGCACUAGAAGCAUCUCAUGUAGCCCGGAUGGUGGCAAAGGAGCUGUCUCCCAUGUUUGAUGAACCAGGCAUUAAAAUCCAUCCGGAUUCAGAAGACACUGAUGCAGAUCUUAUUGAACCUGGCUCAUCAGCUGACUAUGACAGUCCAGAGGUUUGUGAGAAUGGAAUUACUCCAUCAGAUAUUACUCCUGACCCAAGCUUGCCUCCAAGUUAUCCUGAUACCCCACUUCAGCAUCGAAACAGUGUUCCUAAGUACACUCGACAUGCACUGCUAGAGAAUGGAGGUGCUGGUCAUAAUGGAUUAGGGGGGCAGCUGUGUCCUGACUUGUCAGACUCUGAGGUAUGGUAUGAGGACUGGAUGGAUGAGCAAAUGGACAAGACAAAUCGAGGUUUCAAACCAGCUUCCCAUGGGAUUAAUGGAUUGGGAUAUGGGCGAGGCCACAGAAAGUUCAGUUCUGUUCAUGGACAUAGACGGAGGAGAAUUACUCAGUCUCCGUCCAGGACACCAUAUCGCCACUUUGAGGAAGGGCUGUGGGAACAAGAUGAGGAGAACCUCAGUAAUUAUGAGCUGGAGAUGAGACCUCUGCAUCGCAUGGAGGAUUGUGUGGGUGAUGGGUUUUCUGAAGGUCAUUGCACUGACAGCUCAGGCAGCUUGCUUGAUGAUGAGGAGGACACAGACUUUUUUGAUUGUGAAGAUGGAAAGUCAGGCAAGAUCACGGAUACCUGUGGCCCUGGUGCAGAACCAGAUGUGCCAGUGCAAGUCACAAACACAGACUCAGAAAUUCUAGAACCCUGGAAUUCCAACAUCACCACAACCACCACCGUGCCGUGCCCCUUGGGAAAGCCACGAGAUCCUGAUGCCACACUGAGCCUUGAAGAAGACACCAGCGAAGCCACCGAGUGUAAAACUCAGUCGGGUGCAAAUCCACUGGUCGUGGCCACAGUGAUUCUUCUCAACAUUAGCCUCGCUUACCUGUUCUCAAGCUUUCUAACUUGAUGGCACCUCUUUCAAAGAUUGUUUACAUUUGAAGGGCUUGCUGUGGGAGAUUGACUCUCUCAGACAAAACAAAACUGAACAAAAAAAACACUUUUCCUACUUUUUUUCGGUUUUGAAGGAAAUGAAGGGUGGCAGGAUGAUCAGGAAUGCUCUUUGAAUGCUGGAGCUUACAUUUUUGACAAAAAAUACUAUUGGAGGAGGAAGAGGAGGAGCGGAACGAGGGGAACUGACUUGCAGUUGGAUCAGCAUUGUAUUUUUUUGCCUUUGUCAUUUUUAUAUAUAAAGGAACAAAAAAGAAAAACAAGAAAGCUGGCUUGUCACAAAAAUGAACUUAAUGUGGUGGGUCUUUUUUCAUGGAGGUGGUGCCGAUGCAAGUCAUGAUUGUACAUUUCUUCCCGAUCCAUUUCAUGGCUUUAAUUUUGUAUCAUGUUUUCUGUUGAUCUGUUUCUAAGUGUCCAAGGACAGCCAUCAGUAAAGCAAGCCUAUCUUAAUGAUUCCAACAUUUGCCACACUCAUAAACCCAUCCAGAUGAGUGUAUAAUGUGUGGAACCAGCCUACAGCCAUUACAAACAGUAGAAGAAUGAGGUCUGUGUACACCUGUAGAGUAGCUGGUGAUCAGUAGUGCAGUGAAUGGGCAGUCCCUGUGUUAAAGAACAGGUACAAAGGCAGUGUCUUAAUAACAAAAACCAGCAUGCACCUGGUCCAGGUGGUGAGUGUUUAAACAUGACAGGAGGCAUAACUGUCCCACUUUUUUGCUGUGGACUGUGCAUCCUUUGCGAGAUCCAGAGUAAAAUAGCAAGGGUACAAAAAAGAAGUCAUGACUUUCUGUCACUACCCAUUCCACAUUUUGGUAAAUGCUUCCAAAAAUCAUGAGAUUGGUUUCUUUAUGGAAUUGUUACAAAAGCAGGUAGCUAAUAAUGUAGCUUUACCUAAAAAGAAAACAAAGUAUUCCUUUGCAAUGGAUUACUGUUCUAGCAGAAAAACAUUGGGUGCAUUUUCUAAUUGAUUAGUGGAAAGGGUUAAAUUUCAGAGAUAGGGGCUUCUCUCAUAAUAACAGUACACUUCCCAAUGACAGUCAGUCCACUGACACAAACUGACAACUGCAUAAUGCCAGAAUACACACCAGAUGAUAUGCCCCCUACAGUACUGGCUAAAGAUACAGUGGAGGAGGUGGAAGAUGGAGGAGAAAAUACAGGAACAGUUCAGAUGAAUGACUGCAUCUACCCUGCAGGCCAAAAACAACAAGAUGAAAAUUAGGCCAAUGGUAAUGUACAUUGGGGUACAGGACAUGAUAAAAUGAAGGAUAGUUCUCAUCAUAAUCGACAGGUACUACUUUGUAUAACUUGUCACUUCAUAAAAUGCACUUGUUGUUGCAUGGUGUGCCUGCCAACCAGUUUGUGUCACUUGGUUAAAUUCUCCAGGAGAUGACAUCCUCCCAUCAGAAAUCUUAGGACAUAGUUUAAGAAGUUAAGCAUAUAAUAACAGCAUAUAUAUCACUGCACUGGUCAGUAUUCAGUAUUAUUCAUUAAUAAUAUAGACCUGUACACACUCGUGUGUGUCAAAGCAAAGUUCGACCUACAAAUCAUGUUCUAGAAAUAUAUUGCAUAUCAUCAAGUGAUUUUUAGAUGGUGCACUUGAAAACACAUCUGUGAGAUAUGUUCUUAAUAUUUAUAUGUGUAGAUACAUAUAUUUGUGUGUGUGUGUGUGUGUGUGUGUGUGUGUGUGUGUGUGUGUGUGUGUGUGUGUGUGUGUGUGUGUAUACUUCUGAACCUCUAAGCACAGGGAAUCUGGACAAUGCCAAAAAUGAUGGCGAAACAAAAGCCAAAAAUCAGGGACAAAUUUUAAAUACUCCUCCUAUAACCUUUGAAAGUUGCUAAAAUAAUUGGUUUUGCAUUAUAAUGCAUUUUCUAAAGGACAUGAAGUCUAUAGCUCAAAUACAUUUCAUUUAUAGUGACUUUAGUCCUCAGUGAUUUGCCAGAAAACCACAAAUGUGAGGAGCAAACCAAAAAUAUGAGGGAAA
Protopterus annectens (West African lungfish) is the source of this 5119-nucleotide messenger RNA. Its product is annotated as junctophilin-3-like. NCBI's taxonomy places the organism in Eukaryota, Metazoa, Chordata, Ceratodontiformes, Protopteridae. The record is from RefSeq and is a predicted model, not a curated record. Gene Ontology annotation, cellular component: junctional membrane complex; plasma membrane; endoplasmic reticulum membrane. The transcript has 6 exons. Gene Ontology annotation, biological process: regulation of synaptic plasticity. Bases 892 to 3099 code for a protein of 735 amino acids.